AUGGAUUAAAACAUAGAAUAAUAACUAAAAUAAUAAAAAGAAUAAAGAACUAUAACCAUAAAAGGCUUAGAAUUUGUACCUUUUAUUUCAAAAGAAUAAUUAGAUUAAACUGUAACAAGAGUAGCUGGUUAAAUAUCUAGAGAUUACCAAGGUAAAAAUCCUGUAAUAAUCGCUAUUUUGAAUGGAGCUUUUAUGUUUGUCUCUGAUUUGGUAAAAAAGAUAAAUAUUAUAGAAAUAGAAGUUGAAUUUUGUAAAGUAGCUUCUUAUUAAGGAACUUAAAGUACAGAAUAAUUAAAAAAACUAAUAGGGUUAAAAUCUGAUAUUAAGGAUAAAGAUAUUAUUAUAGUAGAAGAUAUUAUAGAUACUGGAUUUACUAUAAAUUAACUAUUGAAAUAUUUAAAAACUAAAGAACCUAAAAGUAUAAAAGUAUGUACUCUUUUCAUAAAAGAAGCUAAUAUAAAACACUAAAUUUAAGUAGAUUAUAUAGGACUUAAAAUAGAUUAAGAGUUUAUACUUGGAUAUGGUUUAGAUUAUGAUGAAUAUGCAAGAAAUUUAGAAGAUGUAUGGAUUUUAAAAAAUUGA
Ichthyophthirius multifiliis is the source of this 582-nucleotide messenger RNA. RefSeq names its product hypoxanthine phosphoribosyltransferase, putative. The record is from RefSeq and is a predicted model, not a curated record. Gene Ontology annotation, biological process: IMP salvage; GMP salvage; guanine salvage. Lineage: Eukaryota; Ciliophora; Oligohymenophorea; Hymenostomatida. The transcript has a single exon. Gene Ontology annotation, molecular function: magnesium ion binding; hypoxanthine phosphoribosyltransferase activity.